AUGGACCAAGAAAAACAACUACAUCCACCAGCACCAGAUCAGGCGUUAGAGCAAGUAGCACGAGAACAAGCAAGAAGCAAGCGUACAUCAUACGUGAUCAAAGGAUGCACCAUUGCAUUGCUCUUGGUAAUAAUCGCUGCAUUGGUCGCCUUGCCACAAAUGUUUGGUGGAUCCACGAACAAUGAUGACAAUAACAAUCGACAUCAUGACAACACGGCAUCGUCACCGCCGCCUCCUCCACCACCGCCUGUACCCUCUCCACAUCCCAGUGGCCCUAAUACUACCAUCAUUCGAGAUACACGAUUACAUCAAUCAUUCUAUGGCAUGGACUAUACACCUCAUGGCAGUCAGUAUUAUGAAGGAUGUGGUGUGACCUUGGAUGCUGUAUUGGAAGACAUCAAGAUCAUGAGCCAAUUGACAACACGCGUACGGCUAUAUGGUAUGGAUUGUGAUCAAGCAGGAUUGGUAGUACAAGCGAUCAAGCUCUUGCGUGUGGAUAUGGGCGUGAUGUUGACGUUAUGGGUCGAUGGUAAUUCGACCACGUAUCAACGUCAAUACAACACAUUUUGGAAAUUCCUGCAAGACCAUGGUGCUGAUCAUGUGCUGGGUGUCUCUGUUGGCAAUGAAGCCGUGUAUCGACGUCAAAUGGAGGCAUCUGAUUUGAUCACAUUAAUGCAAGAUGUCAAGCAACGAUUGAAAUCAAUGGGGCUAGAGCAAAUUCCUGUAUUUACAACCGAGAUUCGAGAUUUGAAACAUUUGAUUCCUCAUGAAGAUGCUGUACUUGAUAAUGUACAUCCAUUCUUUGCUGGUACACGUCCCGAGGAUGCAGCUGAUUGGACAUGGCAAUACUUUUAUGAUGUGGAUCAGUACCCUACCCUGAUCGAUGCCAAAGGAAGGAUGCAAGAAACACAAGCCAAACCUGCCAUCAUUUCCGAAAUUGGAUGGCCCACAGAACCAGCAGCCCAUCGUGUCAAGGGAGCUGUACCAUCCAUAGCCAACCAGCAAACAUUACUGGAUACUUUUGUAUGUCAAGCCAACCAACGACAACUUCCCUAUUAUUGGUUCGAGUUCAAGGAUCAACCUUGGAAGGCGGCUUUAUUUAACGAGACACGAGAAUCCUAUUGGGGUCUCUUUGAUAAGGAUCUCAAUCUCAAGCCAUCACGCAUACCCAAGUGCAAUCAUAACGUACAUUCUUGGCAAAAGGGCAAAUACACGGUCCCCCAACCAGCACCUCUCCCUGACAAGUCAUCAUCCAAAAGCACUCCUUAA
This is a messenger RNA of Lichtheimia ornata, 1269 nucleotides long. RefSeq lists its product as uncharacterized. Gene Ontology annotation, molecular function: hydrolase activity, hydrolyzing O-glycosyl compounds. NCBI's taxonomy places the organism in Eukaryota, Fungi, Mucoromycota, Mucoromycetes, Mucorales, Lichtheimiaceae. The transcript has a single exon. Gene Ontology annotation, biological process: carbohydrate metabolic process. The record is from RefSeq and is a predicted model, not a curated record. The coding region runs from base 1 to 1269 and encodes 422 amino acids.